UUUACAUACGUUUUUCCGAAAGUCUCAGAAAUGUGAGAUUUCAUAUUUUUACUUUGAAAAUGAUCUGCUACAUGAUAUAAUGCAAGGUUCAAGACCUGUCCGACCUCACCAUGAUGAAGCCCCGCCCAGAAGUUGCAGUUGUCCUCCAAUUAGAACGCGCCUUCUUUUCCAUUUCAUCCAAUCGGAUCUAGGUUUGCUGCGCGGACGUUCAGUGCGUGCAUUUCUGAUUGGUCGAGCGGCGCUCUGGUGUGACCCAAGGCUUUACGCCGAAGUUGGGGGCGGAGAAGGAGGGGUGACACUAAUGGCGCAUCGCUGUCCGACCGAUCCAGCUCUCCACAAAUAAACAACAGCAGUACUUCACGAUCUGGCCUAAUCUGUGCUUCUCACAGUCGCACCGCGCUGUAGCCUCGUUUUGCGCUUUUGCUCAUUGAGCAGAUCGCCUGGACUUCUUUCUAGCGGCUGCCCGGAGCACAGAGGCCCAGUGGAAAUACUGUGGCUCGAGAAUAUGUAACAAACGUCAACAUGACGUCCAGAUUUAGUAAAACAUAUACUCGCAAGGGAGGAGAGGCCAGCUCCAAGUUUGAUGAGGUGUUUUCUAAUAAGAAAGCUACGCUUAGCACCAAAUGGGGAGAGACCACCUAUAAGGCACAGUUGGGGGUCAAACGGCCCUUGUUCAAGCCAGAGGUUCCCGAGCUGACUAAACGCCCCCGCUUUGAGGAUGAUGACAGCUCAGAGGACCCGUUUGGGUUUGAUAGCGACGAUGAGUCCAAAACUGUCACAUCGAGAGAUACUCCACAAACUGAGACGAGCACAGAUGCAGCAGGAUCUGAGAAGGAGCAGUUGAAGACCCAGGCAGAAAAGCCCAGUCAGAGUCCAGCGUUGACCGCCGUGUGUACUUCCACCUUGGGUAGCAGCCAGAACGUCAGCACCAGGGUGGUUGGUAUGAAUAGCCCAGCUACAAUAUCUCCAGCCUCAUCACAUGUCACUGGCUCUGUAGGAGCCUGGAGCAGAUCCAGUGUCACAGUAAGUAAACCAGUCUCCCAGAUCUCCAGCUUAAAAACCCACAGCAGAAACAUCUGCGAUGAGUGGGACCCUUUCGGGGAGGACUCUCCUCCAGGGGCCGGCGAGGGGAGUUCUACCCAGGCUGGAAACUCUUCUGAUGGCCUCAAAAGCUCUGAACAGUGCCCCGCUGAACCUGAACCUCCAGUGGAGCCUGUUGACUUUGAGCAGCUUCCGCUUCUUAAACCAUCCAGCGACAGAGUGUACCGACGGCCACGGUAUAAAGGGACGGAUAGUUCUGGAGCCAGCGACGUGCCGGUUCCUGCUGUGACUUCAACACCAGCCUGUGCGCUGGUUAAGAGCACCGCUGCAGGGGUCGCUGGGACUUCUGAAGUCAAGCCUGCAGGUCGGGGCCGGGUGAGGGACUACACGGUCCUUCACCCAUCCUGUGUGUCUGUGUGUAACGUGACCAUCCAGGACUCGAUGGAAAGGAGUGUGGAUGAUCUUGUCAGCCCAGUACAAGCUGACAUCGGAGAGGCGGGAACUUUCAGGAGGAAAACAGAUGCCCAACCUUCCAAGCCUACUAGGUUCAGAACCACUCAGAGUAAAAGUAAAAAAGAGACAAAACUGGAGUUUUUCGGCUUUGAGGAGAAUGAGGCCCAGGACACAGAUGGAGACGCCAUUGCAUCCGGCAGCACCAGCUACAAGAUCAAAUACUUUGGUUUUGACGAUCUGAGUGAGAGCGAUAGUGAGGAUGAGGACGACGUGGCAGCUAAGGAGAGGAAGAAGAAUAAGAAAUCAGUGACGGAAGCUUUGGCAGCCAGCGUGGGCAGUCCCCAGAUCGACGACUCGCAGGAGAGUCAACAGAGUCAAAGCAGCCUAAGCACAGAUUCUCAGGAGUCGCUGGAUGAGACAGGUGCUACAGACUCACAGAAGGAACGACAUGGAAAGCAAAGCGACAAGUCAAAGGACAUCGGACGCAAGAUCUUCAGCGGGCCAAAAAAAUCCCCUGCUAAAGCCGUAUAUAACGCGCGUCACUGGAAUCAACCCGAGCCGGAGGAAGUGCCUCCUCCUGCUUCCUCUCGUACUGUGGCUGUACCUAAGGCUAGUGUGUCCAGCAGCAGCAAAGACACAAACUCCCAUAAAGACGAUGGUGUGUUUAAAGCCCCGCCACCUCCUCCUAAAGUCAUCAAGUCUGUCACUAUCCCCACUGAGCCAUACCAGGACAUCGUCACUGCACUCAAAUGCAGGAAGGAGCACAAGGAGUUGUACACCGUGGUCCAACAUGUGAAGCACUUUAAUGAUGUAGUGGAGUUUGGGGAGAAUCAGGAGUUCACUGAUGACUUUGAGUAUCUGGAGACGGGCCUGAAGAGCACACAACCCCUCAACACACGCUGCCUUAGUAUAAUCACUCUGGCCACACGCUGUGCCAUGCCGAGCUUCCGCAUGCACCUGAGGGCCAGAGGGAAGGUGGCCCAGGUCUUUAAGAUGCUCAGUGAUGCCCAACAGCACCCGAACCUGGCACUCUGCACAGCGUCUCUGAUGUACAUCCUGAGCCGAGACCGGCUAAAUAUGGAUCUGGACCGGUCCUGUCUGGAGCUGAUGAUCAGGCUACUGGAACUAGAGCAGGAUGACGUCUCCGUAGCAGACCAGUUAACCGCUAAAGAGAUGAGCCGAGUCAAAGAGAAGAUCCGCAAACUCUGCGAAACAGUCCACAACAAGCAUCUGGACCUAGAAAACAUCACAGCGGGUCACUUAGCGAUGGAGACAUUACUGUCUCUGACAUCGAAGCGAGCCGGAGACUGGUUUAAAGAAGAGCUGCGCUUGCUCGGGGGACUGGACCACAUCAUAGAUAAAGUGAAAGAGUGUGUGGAGAACUUGAGUAAAGAAGAAGACAAAGAGAGUCUGGUGGCAUCGCUCUGGGGAGCAGAGCGCUGUUUACGAGUUCUGGAGAGUGUUUCAGUCCAUAACCCUGAGAACCAGGCUUAUCUGAUCGCCUACAAGGAGUCCCAGCUCAUAGUGUCCUCGGCAAGGGCCCUGCAGCAUUGUGAGCAGAUGAUACAGCGUUACAGCCGAGAGGUCUCUUCAUCAAGCUCCGCCCUCCCGCAGAGUAGUCAUAGCAACGUGGGCAAGGCCGUGGAGGAUUGUAUGAGAGCUGUUAUCGGAGUUCUGCUCAACCUCACACAUGAUAAUGAGUGGGGCAGCACUAAAACAGGGGAGCAGGAUGGCCUCAUACAGACAGCACUGGACUGUGUUCUGAAGGUCCCACGUUAUUUGCCUCAGGAGCAGAGAUUCGAUAUCCGCGUCCUGGGUCUGGGUCUGCUGAUAAAUCUGGCGGAGUACAGUGCCAGAAACAGACACUGUCUUGUGGAGAUGGAGGUGGACUUAAGCUACUUGAUGGAGAUGGAGGUAGAUGUGAAGACCGAAGGAGUGGAGGAGAGUAAGAUGGAUAAACAAAAAGAGGAUAAAAGAGAGGGCGAGAAGGGACCCAUGACAGCAAAGUCGUCAAACGCGCUGGCCGCUCUGGUUCAGCUCUUUCUUGAACGGGAGCGAGCAGCAGUGCUAGCUGAGGCACAGACCGAUGACCUCAUAAGUGAGGCGCCCAAAUCUCAGGCAGACCAGAGUGGAGAGUGGAAGGAAACAUCUGGAGAGAUCCAGUGGGUCGCCUCAGAAACCAACGAAACCAACGAAACAAAUGACAAGAAAGAAGAGGAGGAAGAGGAGCUCGACCUCAAUAAAGCCCUGCAGCAUGCUGGGAAACACAUGGAGGACAGCAUUGUGGCUUCAUAUUCCGCUCUUUUGCUUGGGUGUUUAUGUCAGGAGAGUCCGAUGAAUGUGAAAACCGUACGGGAAAACCUUCCUAAGGGAGAUUUCUCUAUUAUGGCUGAAAUGCUAAAGAAAUUUCUUAAUUUCAUGAACCUGACGUGUUCUGUUGGAACUACAGGACAGAAAUCUAUCUCACGGGUGAUUGAUUUUUUGGAGCACUGUUAGCAGAGGUGUCACAGUUCCCCCUCUUCCGUGGGAUAAAUCUGGACCUGGCAACGUGCCUUAGGCCCUUCAGGACAAGAGGCAGCCGAUCCGGUGGCAAAGGUGGUUAAACGUCGCUACGGUCACGUCACCAGAGUGGCUCGCUGCAGAGACUUUCAUGUUUUUUAGUUUUUUCCUCUCACUUUCUUUUCGCUUGUUUUAAAAUUGUGUUUUAAAAUGCUGUCUCUUUCUCUCAUGCUCACACACGUACACACACACUCAGUUGUGUGUUUGCAUACUAUUUGGUUAUUGAAGCACUGAUCCUCAUGUAAAACAAAAACUAAGCUGUUUUUAAAACAAAAGAAUGAUUUUAAGCUAGUUGUCCUUGUUAGCAGUAUAAAGAUUUAGCCUAAACCUAGUAACUUAUUGAUAUUUCAAACACUGAGGGCUGAGGCUUUGUUCAGACUCGAGAUGCAAAUCCGCUUUGCUUUUCUGACUGUUUACACACGAUGUUUGUUCAAACAGUGCAGUCGGUAUCUGUAAUAUUUACAUUAGUAAAGAUGAUCCCGAGAGACUUUCUUACACAGUUGUAGAAACUGGAAACUUCACCACUGCUCAAGACACAAGCAUUAAGAGGCAUUUUUCGCAUUUAUGCAGUGUUUUUAAAAGAAGUCUCUUAUGCUCACCAAGGCUGCUUUUAUUUUACAGUGAAAACAGUAAUAUUAUGAAAUAUUGUUACAAUUUAAAAUAAGUGUUUUCUAUUUUAAGACAUUUUAAAAAUGAGUCUAUUCCUGUGAUGGUAAAACUGAAUUUUCAGCAGUCAUUACUUUAGUGAGUGUUUUUAACUGAAUGCAUCCUUACUGAAUAAAAGUCUUCUUUUGUUUGAAAAAAGAACUGUUACUGGUCCCAAACAUUUGAACAGCGGAACACAUGCUGUGUGCCAAAUGACAAAACCUUUUGAUUAGAU
Carassius gibelio (silver crucian carp) is the source of this 4933-nucleotide messenger RNA. RefSeq names its product wings apart-like protein homolog. The coding region runs from base 523 to 3990 and encodes 1155 amino acids. NCBI's taxonomy places the organism in Eukaryota, Metazoa, Chordata, Actinopteri, Cypriniformes, Cyprinidae. Gene Ontology annotation, biological process: regulation of chromosome condensation. The record is from RefSeq and is a predicted model, not a curated record. The transcript has 20 exons.